This is a messenger RNA of Acanthocheilonema viteae, 2157 nucleotides long. NCBI's taxonomy places the organism in Eukaryota, Metazoa, Nematoda, Chromadorea, Rhabditida, Onchocercidae. The record is from the annotation of a GenBank genome assembly.
AUGUUUGCGUUAUGGGUGCGGGAUGAGGUGAUCCGAUUUUGUGAUUUAGAAAAUGAAAAGGGAGAAGAAAAUAGAGAUAGUGUAUUGGUAAGUGCAGUGAAGAAGUUACAUCAAAGUGGGAUGACAAGUGUGUGGCGGCGAAUACAAAAGUCGAAUAAAAAAUCAGUCAAAUAUCGUUUUACAAUUACACCUCAAGAAUUAUUAAUCAUAUGCUCCACAAAAUGGCAUCCUCAGAAUGUAAUCGUAACUUGCAUGCAUAGGAGACGAAAAGUGGAGGGACGAAUACGACGAUGGGAGAGUAGCAUGACGGAUCCUUGUCGAGGUUUAAUUGUUUGGCCAUCACAGACACCGGAUCCGUUAUUUUUCGACACAACAUUAUAUUGCGAUGAUUCAUCAAAUCAUUACAGUGAUAAGGAAUGGACUUUAUUGGUGGAGGAAUGUACACGAAAAGGCAAACGAAAAGCUAUUGCUGCAGUCAAUUUAAAUAUGCCCCUUUUCGUUCAGAAUCCAGAAACCGUAAUUGAACUGAAAUUAAAAUUACGACCAUUAUGGCCAGAACUGUCUCAAUGUUCAAUACAAAUUUUGAUAUCAUCAGUGCUUAUUGGUGACGGUGAAGCGAAUGAGUUUGAUAUGAAAAGAGAGAUAUCAAGUAUUAACAGUGGACAUAGAGCUAGUAUAGCGGGUGAUGUUGCAGAAACAGAACAGCGAACCAGCAAUGUAAAAGACAAUACGAUUGUUACAAGUUAUUCAAUGAAUUUAAAUGAUAUCGAGACACCGGAAACGAGUGACGACGAAAAACGGACAGAUUUGGUUUCUCAAAUUGAAAAUGCUUAUAAAAGUAAUGGUAUUAUUGAUGUACAUGCAAGAUUUUUUGAUCGCCAUCAGAGUCAUUCAGCGAUUCGAAAUUCCACAGUGACAAAUGCUCUUGAAAGGGAAAAACCAGCACAUGCAGAUGUUAGUGAAUUUGAAGAUGACAGGAAGGAUGCAUCCCAAACAUUGAUGAUUGGUAACACGUUUCAACAAGAAUCAAAAUCAAAUGAACGAAUGGAAGCUGAAAUUUUUCAAGUGUCGAAGACUGUGGAUAAAUCUCCGGAUUUAAAUCUGGAAAAAGAAUCUGAGCCAUUACCUGCUGUUGUGGAAGGCGAGGAUCUUCUUGCGUGGUGUCAAAGGGUGACGAAGGAUUAUCCUUCAGUUAAAAUAACAGACUUUGCGAAAAGCUUUCGCUCAGGUCUUGCGUUCUGCGCAAUUAUUCAUCGCUAUCGUCCAGAUUUACUUGGACCGUUUAGCAAAUUGAAUUUUACAGAUUCACACAGUAACCGUCUUGAGAAUUGUCGCAAAGCAUUGGAUGCUGCUGCUUUGAUUGGUGUUGAAAAGAAAUUGGAUGCUGGUAUAACUGUAACGCUGCCUGACCGAAAUGAUGUUCGAUGUUUCUUGUCUGAACUGCGCAUGCUUCUUGUGGAUGUUCCGGCUAUGAAAUGUGAAUCGAGUAUGAAUGAAUCGGAUUAUCGGAUAUCUGCACUUUUCAAUCUCUCAGAAUCAGAAACUAGUGUUAUGAGAGAGCUUGAAAUUCUUCGUAGACAGCGUGAACGUGACGAAGCCGUCGAUCUAACUAAUAUCAUUGAUGAAGAUCAUACGAAAUUCAGUGCCGUUGUGCCAGGCUCCCAGAAAGUGGACGAUAAGGAAGUUGAAAAAAGAUUACGGAAGCUGAAUGAUCCGUUCGAUUCUGAUUCUGAUACAGAUGAUAUGGGUAAGUGCGCAGCAUAUACACCGGUGGUGCGACAGCCAAGUUCAAAGAUUGAUACAAAUAUAGUUGCCAGUACAGAUCUUGAUGCACUUCCGAUUUCACCAGCUGUUACAGCUCGUCAUAAAGAGCUGAUAAAAAAACGUCAACAAAUAUCCUCUAAUCCAUCUAUGCUUAUUGAUUCCACCGAUGAAGCUACACGUGAAAGACGUCAUCGAGAGGAGGCUCGACGUUUAAUGAGUAAUGCUGCUUCCGAUGGUGUGACAAUAGUACUUGGUGGUAGCGCACCAGCAACAGCCCAUCAGUCACCGGCAGUGACAACUACGUCUGGUUUGCUUCGAAAGCUGUCGCCAUGUGCCAAUGAUAAGAUUGGAAGAAGCAAUUUGCAUACACUUGGUGCGCAUCCAGGUGAAUGA